AUGGCUACAGAAAACCCGCGCAUGGAGGUAGAAGCGUUUGCGAAUUCUUGUCGUUUUAUGGCUGAUUCGGUGGAGGAUCCUGAAUACUUGUACAUUCACAAUCUUAUUUGUUCAGUUCUAAACUGUCUGUUCAUUUUACCUGGCAUCUGUGGAAAUGUACUGGUUAUUUUAGCGGUGUGGAAAACACCGUCGCUUCAAACAGCCUCCAACGCUCUUCUACUCUCGUUAGCCGCCUCAGAUCUUGCAGUCGGCUCAUUGGCUCAGCCUGCGUUUUCUGCCUGGCGCAUCUCGCAAAUUGCCGGUAAUGUCAGUGUACACUGCGUUGCGGGAUUAGUGUCUGAAAGCUUCGGCUGGCUUCUUGCUGGUGUUUCGCUGUUUACUAUUACAGCAAUCAGCUGCGAGAGAUUCCUUGCCGUACAUCUUCACUUGCGCUAUAAUGAAGUAGUCACAAGGCGGGGAAUUGCCAAAGUAGCUCUGAGUUUCUGGUUAAUCUGGAUAAUAAUAACGGUGUUGAGAUUCUUUGUGGUGAGCAGAAAAGUACUAAGAAUUAUUGCCGUGAAUUUCCUGGUUAUAACAUCGGUGAUAAUGUUUAUGGCAUACACCAUGAUUUACAAACUUGUCAGGAGACAUCAGAUGCAAAUUAGGCAACAGUGUUUCACGCAAACGCCCGGCGACAACAGCAAGACUAUCGAUAUGGUACGAUACAAGCGGUCAACAAUAACCAUGUUGUAUAUUCUAGGAUUUUUUCUUCUUUGUUAUUUUCCUUUCCUUGUAGUGAUGCUGGUGGAAGUUGCCAAAGGUGAAACUCUUCUAACAAAAGCCGCCUAUCUCUACACAGUUACAUCGAUUUUUAUCAACUCUGCGCUCAAUCCACUGAUUUAUUGUUGGCGCAUGAUGGAGAUAAGAAUGGCGAUACGGAAAAUUAUCAACUUCCCAAAGGUUACUUCAAUUCAACCUGAAAAAAGUUUUAUUUUUUCUAAAAGGCCACCGUCCAUCGAACUUCAGACUAUUCAACCGUCACUUGUCUCGGAUAAUCCUGGUUUUAAUAGUAGCAGUGGGUCAUUCAAUUUUAUGGAAAAGGAUCCUUGA
This is a messenger RNA of Porites evermanni, 1089 nucleotides long. NCBI's taxonomy places the organism in Eukaryota, Metazoa, Cnidaria, Anthozoa, Scleractinia, Poritidae. The record is from the annotation of a GenBank genome assembly.